This is a messenger RNA of Oncorhynchus kisutch (coho salmon), 2742 nucleotides long. Its product is annotated as lysophospholipid acyltransferase LPCAT4. Gene Ontology annotation, molecular function: 1-acylglycerophosphocholine O-acyltransferase activity; lysophosphatidic acid acyltransferase activity. Gene Ontology annotation, biological process: phosphatidylcholine acyl-chain remodeling. The transcript is spliced from 13 exons. Gene Ontology annotation, cellular component: endoplasmic reticulum. The record is from RefSeq and is a predicted model, not a curated record. NCBI's taxonomy places the organism in Eukaryota, Metazoa, Chordata, Actinopteri, Salmoniformes, Salmonidae. Bases 381 to 1832 code for a protein of 483 amino acids.
GUUAUUCUUUUACUUUAUGUGCAAGGACGCUAGCGCACCUUUCUUAUAACGUUCAUUGUGUUGUAGUACAAUAAAUCAACGUUUGGGAUUUUUGGUUUGUUUUGUACGGGUUCACGUCUUCACUUGGCUAGUUUUCAUUUCGGACUUGUCUUUAUUUAUUUUUUAUCCAACCAGCUUUUUCGCACUCGGUCUCCUGUCCUCCGCUCUCUGCAUCUAGACACAUUUUGAGAUAUCAGGUUUUAUGCAAAGCAAAACAGUUGCAGCGGAAUUAACUUUCGACUCUAUAUUACCGUAUUACCGUUCAGUGAAUACCUCACACAACAAAGCUGAAAGGGUUAAUUUGAAAUCUGGUUUGAUCUGUCAAGGCUUGCCUAGUCGCCAUGGAGAGGCAGAACAGUCACCAAGCAACUUAUUCUUCCCAACACCCAUUUGUGCACACGUUGAAACUGACCAGGGCGCAGUUAAUAAGGGGCAUGGUGUUGGGCUCCAUCCUCGUCCCCAUACGAGUUUUUCUGGCUGUCCUCUGCUUCCUGAUCAUGUGGCCUAUUGCCCGGCUCCGAUUGGCUGGCCUCUCAGAGGCGGAACGGUACCGGCCAGUAACGACUGGGUGGAGGAGAUGGUUACUACACCCCAUCAUCUGGUUCCUUAGCCGGGCAGUGUUUUUCUUCCUGGGGUUCUUCUGGUUCCGGGUCAAAGGUUGUAGGGCGGGGCAUAAGGAGGCUCCUGUGUUGGCAGUGGCACCUCACAGUAGCUUCCUGGAUAUGUUGGUGCUGACGGAAACCCAGCUGCCUACGGUGGUGUCUAGAUCAGAGAACCAAAGCAUUCCCGUUAUAGGGGCCCUCCUGGAGUUUAACCAGUCAGUGUUGGUAAACAGGAAGAAUCCAGAAUCCAGGAAACGGGCUGUCGUUCAGAUCAAAGAGAGGCUCACCUCCAAUGGCUACUGGCCACAGAUGCUGAUGUUCCCAGAAGGCACCACGACGAACGGCACCACUCUCAUAAAGUUCAAACCUGGUGCCUUCCUAGCUGGAGUCCCAGUCCAACCUGUCCUGCUGCACUACCCCAACAAACUGGAUACUGUGCGCUGGACCCACAGGGGAACUACCUGGGUUGAGGCAUUGUGGCACACCUGCUCUCAGCUCUACACUAACGUUACUGUUGAGUACCUGCCAGUAUACACCCCCUCCCAGGAGGAGAAGGAUGACCCUAAUCUGUAUGCAGACAAUGUCCAGAAACUCAUGGCCAAGACCCUGGGCAUCCCGGCGACAGACCAUGUGAUGGAGGGGCGUGUUCCUACCAGAAAACUGGGAGGGCUCUCCCUCCCCCUAGAACCACCUGCCAGAGAAACUCUCUCUCUGCUGCAUAAAGACGGUCUCAGAGAGUUCGAGGUGGAGGCAGCACUGAGUAAGAUAAUUGACAGGUGUCAGUCAGAACAGGGUUGGAGGGCUGGUGUGGAUGAGCUGGCACCACUCCUGGGACUGACAGACAGACAGACUGCUGCUAAGAUCUGUGGACUCUACUCCAAGGAUGACAAGGUGGACCUCAGACAGAUCUAUUUAAGUGUGACAUCAGUCUCUGGGCUUCUGGGAUUUAAGUCCCUCCUUCACACUGCAUUCACUCUGUAUGACAGAGAGUGUAGUGGCAGUCUGACUGCAGUGGACGUGUCUGACCUGAUGGGGGCGCUAGUGGGGAGUCCUCAGUACCACACAGAGGAACUGUACACUGAACUGUCCUUGAGAGGAGCGCCCACCGAACCAUUCGAGAAGUUCCAAGGACCUUUUUCUCCAAUGAGAAGGAGGCAAGGAGAGCAGAUGCAAGGAAUCGAGGAAAGAUGAAUUGUGAAAGCCAUGUCCUGUUGUUCGUCCCACUGUCCCUUGGAACUGCAAUGCUAUGUGGUUGUAUCUCUACAGAAGACCUGUUCAGUGUGCUGACCACCCACCCCACCUAUCAGAAACUGAUCAGCGAGUACUUCACACCUGAGGGUGUGGAGUCCUCACCACCAUCCUCUCCUCUGACUAAAGAGAAGGCAGGGAACAACAAUGCAGGAUCGCCUAACGACAACAGAUCGGCCUUGCCUUACAAAACGGCUGAUAACGGCUCUCCUCUGCCCAGUAAGAAGAACGACUGAGUGAAGGAACUCUGAAGCAUACUGAUAGAAUUCCUAGCACGGACUGGGCAGUUAUUACAGAUUAAUCUAUAUGGGUGAGCUUACUUACAAAAAUGGCUGCCGGUUAUACAUCGACUUGAAUGGGGAACCCCUUCUAGGAAUUCUAUUUCUAAUGGGGCUUACGCCAUUUUGUGAAAUUGAAGAAAAACCUAAGGCAGCUCAACGGUAUCGACAGUAAUGCCACUUAUAACACGCUGUUCUCUAAGAAAUCAAAGGGAACGACUCAUAGUGAACUAGUGCGUAUGUCUUUCAGAUGGGUUAUAUGUGGUCUUUUAAGACUUGUUUACAAUGUCAUAGCUACAUAGCUAGCUAUGAUUGUUACACAAUUCUCUGGAUCUGCCUGUCAAGAUGCUGGGAAAAUAGUAUCACGGUAGUGUUUAUUUAUAAAUGUGAUACGAUUUUAAUACAAUUAAGAGUGUCUGUCUUAUUUUGUACGGCUUGAAAUGGGAUGUGGUAUGUGAAUUUGUAUUGUUUUAAUGAACAAAAUAUACAAACCAAAUGAUUAUGAAAAUUACUAUUCUCAGGAUUUUGUAUUGUAUUUUACAUUUAAUCUAUUAAACUGAACAUUAAACAUUGGA